Molecule: messenger RNA, 840 nt
Organism: Gilbertella persicaria
Lineage: Eukaryota; Fungi; Mucoromycota; Mucoromycetes; Mucorales; Choanephoraceae
Exons: 1
Coding region: 1-840 (279 amino acids)
Source: RefSeq, a predicted model, not a curated record
AUGGCAACUCACCUGGACAUCCAGCAGUUGCAUCAACUUGUGCUGACCCUAGCACAACAGGUACAGCAGCACGAAACUCUUUUUUCAGAUCUUAUAGCUCUGAAAGAAAAAGUUUCCAUCCUUGAACAGGAAAAAUUUUUUCUGGAGUCAGAAAACAGCAAGCUCCUUUCUCGUGUCCGGACUCUCGAGUCAAAUUUUUCAAUGUCCGAAGGCGGCAUUCAGGUCUCUUCUGUCUCUCUCCCCACUCCCACUGCCACACACCCAGGCAGUGGUGAUUCAUCUAUCCAUGCCUCCUCUUGGGCAGCCAAGGCUGCUAAGCCUGCCUCUCUCCCUGCCCGUCCUGCCCGCGUUUCGCAGAAGAAACGAGUUGCUGCUGCCCGUGCCUUUGUGAGCCCUGCUGCCAAAGGUCCUCAGGGCUUUACAUAUGUGUACCUUGGUCGCUCAAGAAAGAUCAAUAGAUCUGAAGUCCGAUCUCGUCUUCGUCGCUCUGGUGUGGAUACUGGACGUAUCCUUGACAUCUCUUUUCCUGCUUCUGGUGUGCUUGGCCUCCUGAUGCAUGUACAGUAUGUGGAGCAAUUCACUGCUACCAUGCAAAAGGUAGGUGCUGAAUUGAUCGGUGGCUUCGAUCCUUUGGAUCCUAAGCACCUUGCUGACCCGAAGUUCGCUGCUCUCUCUGUUGAUGACCGUGCUCAACAAAUGCACUCUCUUGUGCAUGACCGUGCACUUGAUACUCUCUCUUUUGUUCGCCCUGUCGUUGUUGGUCCUCUUGCCCGCUCUUUCAUGGAGUUGGGUUGGAUUGAUCACGAUGAUCUCAAGACUGUUCUCUCUGUUGUGAGAUGA